GCUCAAUUUUAUAGUUUUAGAGCAAUAAAUCAUAAGAGAAAUGGUAGUUGGGAGGCGACGGUAUACUGUCUACUUUCUUGCUACCUUUCUAGCUCUGUUAAAAACAUCAUUGCUUCUAGCAAAUGGUGAAGCUGUUGAUUAUCCAUCAAUUGCGAAGCCUCCAGGCACUUGGAUUAACAACGUCUCAAACUACUCUAGUUGGGACUUGACACUGAAACCUAUUUUGGUCAAUGGGGAUUUUGUUUGUGGCUUCCACUGCAAAGUUGAAGAAAACAACACCUGCCUCUUUGCUAUCUCCAUCUUCAAUUUCACUUCCAUCUCUUACAUGGAUCCACAAAUCGUAUGGUCAGCUAAUCGAAACAAUCCAGUUGGACGUGGGGCACAAUUGCAACUUUCCGAACAAGGGGAUUUAACGCUGCAAAAUGUUGAUAGCACUCUGAUUUGGUCUACAAACACAACAGGUAAAUCUGUUUCGGGUUUGAAGUUAACUGAUCAGGGUAACCUUAUGCUGUUUGAUGGAAACAAUGAGAUGGUUUGGCAAUCUUUUGAUCAUCCAACAGACUCUUUAGUUCUCGGACAGAGACUAGUUUCUGGGCAGAAAUUGGUGGCAAAUGCUACCAUAGUGUAUUACAAAUCCAACAAGUCUCAAUUAAGUAGCCAAACGGGGCAGUUUUAUGCUGAGCUCACUAACACAAGUUUCGGCAUUGGUCUUUCUCCAAGAUCUGGAGUUCGUUUUAUACAAUUGGGCUCUGAUGGCCACUUAUGGUCUCGGAUUGGAGUAGUGGAAUGGCCAACGGAUGAUUUGUUUGAGAACCAAGUCCAUGAAUGUGAUUAUCCAUUGGCAUGCGGAAAUUAUGGAAUUUGUUCGGCACAAGGAUGCAGUUGCCCAACUUACUUCAAGCAGAUAAAGUCUUUUCAGUCCCAGUCUUUUCUGUCCCAGUCUUUUCUGUCCCAACCUUAUACAUGUUCUCCAUAUUUUCCAAUAUCAUGUGAGUUUCCUUACCAACACAGUCUUAUUGAGCUUAAGAAUGUUGAUUAUGUUCUCGGAGUUAAAUAUCACGUAACAGACACCGAGAGCUGCAAGCAAGCCUGUUUAAAGAAUUGUUCUUGCAACUAUGUUGUUUUCCAACCUAAUAGUAAUUCCUCAUCAUCUGGAAGGUGCAAAGUUCAAUUGUGAAGCCUCCUGUCUCUUACUCUAACAUCAUCUCAAACUCUAGUUGGGUAUCAAAAGAGCUGAUACUGGAACCCAUCUUUGUCAAUGGGAAUUUUGUUUGUGGCUUCCACUGCAAAUUAAAAGAAGACAACACCU
Rubroshorea leprosula is the source of this 1309-nucleotide messenger RNA. The record is from the annotation of a GenBank genome assembly. Lineage: Eukaryota; Viridiplantae; Streptophyta; Magnoliopsida; Malvales; Dipterocarpaceae.